Molecule: messenger RNA, 2457 nt
Organism: Bombina bombina (fire-bellied toad)
Lineage: Eukaryota; Metazoa; Chordata; Amphibia; Anura; Bombinatoridae
Gene: PDGFB
Product: platelet derived growth factor subunit B
Exons: 7
Coding region: 395-1120 (241 amino acids)
Biological process (GO): positive regulation of phosphatidylinositol 3-kinase/protein kinase B signal transduction; positive regulation of MAP kinase activity; positive regulation of protein autophosphorylation
Cellular component (GO): membrane
Molecular function (GO): platelet-derived growth factor receptor binding; growth factor activity
Source: RefSeq, a predicted model, not a curated record
GCUCAGUAAUUACACAGCAGCCAGAAGAAGGGACUACAGUGGACAGCAGCCAGAAGAAGGGACUACAGUGGCCCCCAGAGCUGCACUUUAGCCGUCACCUGGACUUGCUGACGCGGUAUAAGGGACCCCCGGGCAGGACUCCAUUAGCUGCGUACCCUUGUGCCUCUGUAGGAUUGCUAAUGUCACCUGUCACUUCGGCGCUUUCCCGGACACCGACUGAGUGACACCAGGACCCCUUUUCUCUUAAGACCAAGCGGGCUCAGGCAUUGGAGAUAUUUGUGUUUCUGGGGAGGGGAUCCCCCGUUGGAGGGUGUCUCCCUCCCUACCAUUCACCGCCUGUGAGUUCUGACAGCUGCCAGAUACAUGUACCACAAAGUUUCCUGGUCCCUUCAGGAUGAAUUUCAGGGGUCUGUUGAUGUCUGUCUGGUUACUGCAAGUUAUCCAUGCUGAGGGGGACCCAAUUCCAGAAGACAUGUUUGAGAAGAUCACAGGGGGAACUGUACACUCAAUUUCAGAUCUGAAGAGGCUGCUGCAGAUAGAUUCCGUAGAUGAUGAAGAAGAUGUUAGCUAUGCAUCCAGGAAUGGAACAAGAAUCCCGCCCAGGGGCAAUGUGAGCCACUCCCGGGUUAUACGCAGCGUAGAUGCCGAAAUGGCCGUCAUUGCAGAAUGCAAGACUCGAACAGAAGUAUUCGAAAUCACGCGGAAGAUGGUGGAUCCCACCAACGCAAACUUUCUAGUUUGGCCACCAUGUGUGGAGGUUCAGCGCUGCUCUGGUUGUUGCAACUCAAGGAAUAUUAAAUGCGUCCCAUCUCGUAUCCACAUACGACAUGUCCAGGUGAGAAAGAUCAUACCGUCUCAGAAAAAGAACACACAGAGGGUGAUUAUUGCUCUAGAAGAUCAUUUGGAAUGUAAAUGUGAAUCCGUGCAACCUCCAGUAGCCAGAAGUCACCACCACACCAACCACGAACCCAAGAUGGCGUCAGACUUACAGACAACAACUGUAACGCCAACACCUGCCCCAAAAAAACAAGAAAACCCCCUCCGACUUUCCAAAAGGAAAAACCGAAAGUUCAAGCAGGGUAACAGCAAGAAGGAGCUGAAGGACCUUCUGGCCACGUAGUGCCAAGCAUCUCCAUACAACAGGCAACAGAUUGCACUUGGCCCCUAUGGGGUCCUCAUAUACUAAGUUUCAUCCUGCUUCAAAUGCCUAACUGGGCUCUGGUGCUUUAUAGGGGGUAUGAAAAAGGACUGUGUCCCCCAUACUCUCUCCUGCCCACUACAGCCUUAUCUAACCCGGAGGAACUCAGAUGCCCGUCAAUGUCUUUAAAGUAACUGGAAUCUCAAAACCACUAGGCUUGGAACGCUAUGCAAUGUUAUUUUACAGCUAUGGGCAAAAAAGCCCAAAUCGGAACUCACUGGAUAUAUUUUGAAACUUAUUUAAUAUCUUUUGUAUUUUUAUAUAUAUAAAUAUAUACAUAUUUUUGUAAAAAGUUGUUUCUUUUGCUGACGUUGCACAUGGCAGGACAGAGACUGAAAAGCAGAGGAGGGGAUGGCAGUGCUGUGUGGAUUCUCUGUGUGGCUCCAAUUUUUUUUUUUUUUAAUACACUCCAAUGUACCAAAUUCAUGUUGUAUGAUCAGAAUCGUUUCAUGGUUGUCCCAAGUUGGUCCUAAAGGGCAGCACUUAAACCAGGAUUUAUAUCUCAUAAAUUAAUAAUAUAUUUGUUGUCAUAUACCAUGAACAUAGGCCACUAGAGAUUGUUAAAGGGAUAUGAAACGCAACGUUUUUUCUUUCAUAAUUCAUUUAGAGCAUAGAUUUUUUUAACAACUUUCCAAUUUGCUUCUGUUAUCAAUUUGGCUUCAUUCUCUUAGAAUCCUUUAUUAAAGGAGCAGCAAUUGGCUACUGGGAGCUAGCUGAGCACAUUGGUAGGCCAAUAACAAGAGGCAUAUAUGUGCAACCACCAAUUAGCAGCUAGCUCCCAGCUCAUGAUCCUACCUAGGUAUGAUUUUCAGCAAAGGAUACAAAGAAAACUAAGCAAAUUGAUUAUAAAAGUAAAUUGAAAAGUUGUAUGCUCUGUCUGAAUCAUGAAGGAUACAUUUUGGGUUUCAUGUCCCUUUAAUUAAAAGCUACUGAGGUCAGAACCAUAUGUAUAAGGCAGUUUUCUCCCACAAGUAAUAAGCUGCACAUUGCUUGUUGGUAGAACACUGCUUAGCAAGUAUUGCCUUAAUUCUCUCUCAUUCUGGUGCUAACUCACAGCUCAUUCAUGUAUCCCUUUACUUAUGCGCACAGCUCUGCUGUCAUUAAGAAUUCAGAAUGUUUAUUAUGUAAAGUAAUUUAUAUUCAGUAUUUAAAUUGUACAAAAGAGGCAUUCUUUAAUUUGUAUUAAAACCAAAACCAAAUUCAAUCGUUGUUUUUAUAUGUUGAUUCCAAUUAAAACGAAAUAAACUGACAAAAUAUUA